Dermacentor andersoni is the source of this 1261-nucleotide messenger RNA. RefSeq lists its product as uncharacterized. Lineage: Eukaryota; Metazoa; Arthropoda; Arachnida; Ixodida; Ixodidae. The record is from RefSeq and is a predicted model, not a curated record.
GCGGCGCCGGUCUAGGAAUUGACACUGGUUAUUCAUUCCUCCGUGACCACAAAACGUUGCAAGCAUUUUCAAUGAGCAAACGUAAAUCAGGUUCAUAGCAGCCGGGAAUCAAGGGACGGCAGUGCACUGCUUUCACCUGGUGCUAGCAAGAUCGACAUUGCGGGUCUCUGCGGUCUAACGGACACACGAGAAAGCGUUUCAUUUUUUUUGCGCGUCCAAGUGUUCUAGGAGCGUUCCGUUUUCGCGUAGAAACAUGGCACUCACACUCAUCAACAAAAACUUGGUACUCACUGAGCAACAGGACAGCUGGGUGAUACCAACGCGAGAGCUCAAGGGGUACCACAUCUACUAUAAGGGAGAAGGCCUCACCGAAAACCCUUUUACGUUCAACCUCAGUACCAGCAUGUCAGUGGGAGACUCUUCGGCUAUCGUCGUCUUCGCUGUGCCCGAGAACAACAAAAAGUUCAACUUUUGUUUUCGACACGCUAUCGACGAUGAGUCAGUCCUCUACGAAUCAACCCUGGACUCCUCGAACAAAGUGACAGCGCAGGCAUCAACGAGGGCUCUCGGAACGGAUGCGAGUGGUAGAGGCACAACUGGUGUAGUUGUCACACCUGGCACCCAUGUUUUUCGUGUGGUGUUGGCCAAGCAAGGAGAAAUACAGUUCUACUUGGAUGACAAGCCAUUUAUAAAACCGGCUGUGCCGAAGUUCAGCUCCCUGCAGAGGCUGGAGAUCACGGCAGACGAGUUGACGGUGUACGAGGCGCACUUUACCAAUAAGAAGGAAAUACGUGCAUUUAUAUUCACUGGAAACGGAAUAGAGGUACCUACGACUCCCGCGCUGUACCCGUCUUCUUACAUAGAGUUCCGAGGCAGACCACUCGAGAAUAAACGGUCAUGGGUGCAAAUUCGUAGCGUUCUCUCCGAGCUUGUUCCCACCGAGACCUUCUUUAUUCGCGAGACGGCGACCACCACUCAAAAGCAAGUCCAAGUGGUUAUAAAAGUGUACGACACGAACUACUCAAUCUCGAGCGACGAGGGUUACCAAGCCGUGCAUCCGACGCAAUUCAAGGCACCACGUUCGUUCUCCAUAUACGAGUUUGUAUUGAGCAGCCUUCUCAUGUGUGUGCCACCCAGUUAAGAGUGCGGAAGCUCUUUGAUGUCGCAGUCACUCACCCACCGGUGACAAGGUUACACGGAUCUUCUUUUCACAAGAGCACAUUUUCAUUAAAAUAAAACUACUUAAGGUAACCAGUUGAAA